AAGCCUCGGAGGUCGGUGGCGCUACCUGCGAGCGGAGACGUGGUGGUGAGCGUCCCGGGGUGUGAACCCGGUGAUGGACCCAGAUGGAAAAGUCGAGCUGCGGCGAUCGGUGCUGCUGCCCUGGCUGCUUUUCCUGUGGUCCGGGCUGGCCCAGGGCGAGCUCCCCUUCGGCAGCCACCCGCACAGGGUCCUCCGCGACCUCCUGUCGGAGCAGCAGUUGCUGGAGGUGGAGGACUUAUCUCUGUCCCUGCUGCAGGGUGGAGGACUGGGGCCGCUCUCGCUGCCCCCGGACCUGCCAGAUCUGGACCCUGAGUGCCGGGAGCUGCUGCUAGACUUCGCCAACAGCAGCGCAGAACUGACCGGGUGUAUAGUACGCAGCGCCCGGCCGGUGCGCCUCUGUCAGACCUGCUAUUCUCUCUUCCAACAGGUCGCUAACAAGAUGGACAACAUCAGCCGAGCUGUGGGGAAUACUUCAGAAAGUCAGAGUUGUGCCAGAAGUCUCUUAAUGACAGAUCGAGUCCAAAUAGUUGUGAUCCUCUCUGAAUUUUUUAAUUCCACAUGGCAGGAGGCAAAUUGUGCAAAUUGUUUAACAAACAACAGUCAAGAGUUGUCAAACAGCACAGUACAUUUCCUCAAUCAAUUUAAUUACACCUUGACCUGCUUUGAGCAUAACCUUCAGGGGAACUCACAUAGUCUUCUACAGCUAAGAAAUUAUUCUGAAGUAUGUAAAAACUGUCAUGAAGCAUACAAAACUCUUAGUAGUCUAUACAGUGAAAUGCAAAAAGCAAAUGAACAUGAGAAUAAGGCUGAGCCUGGAACACAUUUAUGCAUUGAUGUCGAAGAUGCAAUGAAUAUUACUCGAAAACUUUGGAGUCGGACUUUCAACUGUUCAGUCCCUUGCAGUGACACCGUGCCUGUAAUUGCUGUUUCUGUGUUCAUUCUCUUUCUACCUGUUGUCUUCUACCUUAGUAGCUUUCUUCACUCUGAGCAAAAGAAACGCAAACUUUUCCUACCCAAACGUCUCAAGUCCAGUACCAGCUUUGCAAACAUUCAUGAAAAUUCAAACUGA
Molecule: messenger RNA, 1069 nt
Organism: Elephantulus edwardii (Cape elephant shrew)
Lineage: Eukaryota; Metazoa; Chordata; Mammalia; Macroscelidea; Macroscelididae
Gene: OSTM1
Product: osteopetrosis associated transmembrane protein 1
Exons: 6
Coding region: 74-1069 (331 amino acids)
Biological process (GO): osteoclast differentiation
Cellular component (GO): cytosol
Source: RefSeq, a predicted model, not a curated record